Messenger RNA from Thlaspi arvense, 2064 nucleotides. The record is from the annotation of a GenBank genome assembly. NCBI's taxonomy places the organism in Eukaryota, Viridiplantae, Streptophyta, Magnoliopsida, Brassicales, Brassicaceae.
AUGAGACUGUUUCUUUUAUUUGCUUUGAAUGUUCUCAUGGCAUAUGGGUUUACUUACAAAACAGAUAGGGAAGCGUUGCUUGAGUUCAAGUCAAAAGUUUCAGACGGCAAAAGAGUUGUCUUGUCCUCAUGGAAUACCUCAUUCCCUCUCUGCAAUUGGGUUGGUGUUACAUGCGGUGGCAAGCACAAGAGAGUUACUGGUUUGGAUCUUGAAGGAUCAAAACUUGACGGGGUGAUAUCGCCAUCUAUUGGUAACCUUUCGUUCCUCAUCUCACUCAAUCUCAUGGAUAACUCUUUUAGUGGCACCAACCCUCAAGAAGUGGGAAACCUGUUUAGGCUUAAACAAUUGAAUAUGAGCUUUAAUCUUCUCCAAGGAGGAAUCCCACUCGGUCUUUUUAACUGCUCUAGAUUGUUAACUCUUGAUUUAUCUUCAAAUCAUCUUGGACAAGACGUUCCGUUAGAACUAGGGUACUCUUUGACGAAGCUUGUUGUUUUAGAACUUGGUGAAAACAACUUUAGAGGAAAGCUCCCUGCAUCUAUGGGAAACUUGACGUCCCUUAGAAACAUUGGCUUUGGAGAUAACAAUAUAGAUGGACCUAUUCCAGAUGAGAUAGCUAUUAACUCAAGUGAAGACUCUUUCAUUAUCAAAAAACAACUUGUCGGCUUAAGACCUGACAUUGGUGAUCUCUUUCCAAACCUUCGAGGGAUAUACAUGGGACGCAAUGAUUUCACAGGAGCCAUUCCAUCAUCUUUCUCCAAUAUCUCAACUCUUCAAGAGUUGACUAUUGAGUGUAACAAUAUGACAGGAAGUGUUCCUUUAGGCUUUGGGAGAUUACGGAAUUUUCAAUAUCUUGCACUUCACGGUAACUCUUUGGGAAGUCACUCUUCUAAAGAUCUUGAGUUUCUUGGUGGUUUGACUAACUGCACCAAACUACAGUACAUGGAUGUUGGUGAGAAUAGACUCGAAGGUGACUUGCCCACCGCUAUUGCAAAUCUAUCCAAGAACCUCAUGUAUCUAAGCCUUGCCUCAAAUCUCAUCUCUGGAAGGAUCCCUAAUGAUAUGGGGAAUCUCAUAAGCCUACAAACACUUCGGUUGGACCAAAACUUGUUGACAGGACCACUCCCAACAUUUUUUGGUAAGCUCAAAGGAAUGGAGAUACUGAGUGUGUUUUCAAAUAAAAUGUCAGGAGAGAUACCUUCUUCUAUAGGAAACAUGACCCGUUUGGGAAAGCUCUAUUUGUACAACAACAGUUUUGAAGGAAUCGUUCCACCGAGUCUUGAUAACUGUAACAAGCUGCUGUAUCUUCACAUCGGAUCUAACAAGUUGAAUGGGACUAUACCGGAGGAGAUUAUGCAGAUUCCAGCCCUUUUUUUCUUGAGCAUGUCACAUAAUUCCUUGACGGGUACUCUACCUAAAGAUAUUGGACGACUUGGAAAUCUUGUUACAGCAUCUUUCGCGUUUAAUAAGUUAUCAGGCCAACUUCCACAAUCCUUAGGGGAUUGUCUCUCGAUGGAAGAACUUUCUCUUCAAGGAAACUAUUUUGAUGGAGCCAUUCCGGAUUUAAGAAGGUUGAUGGGUGUUUUAAGAGUUGACCUGUCCAACAAUCAUCUCUCUGGAAGUAUACCUAUGUAUCUUGCCAACUUUUCCAAGUUGCAAUAUCUCAACCUAUCCAUUAACAAUCUUGAAGGAAGUUUGCCAACGGAAGGAAUAUUUAAGAAUGCAACAAUAGUUUCAGUAUUCGGAAACAAGAAUCUGUGUGGAGGCGUCAAAGAACUGAAACUAAAGCCAUGCAUCGUACAAGCAUCGACAAAGCAUGCUUCUCGUUUUAAGAAAGUUGUGAUCGGAGUUAUCAUUGGCAUAGCUGUCCUUCUGAUGUUAAUAUUGGACAUCGCCGACACAUCGAUUCUUCCAAGCAAUGGUGAAACUGGCUUUGAUGUUGAUGAGUGCUUGAAACUGGUUUUGGAGAUGGGACUUAGGUGUUGUGAAGAAUCUCCGACGAAUAGGUUGAAGAUGAGUGAAGUCGUAAGUGAAUUACUAUUAAUCAAAGAGAGGUUCUUCAAGUAA